AUGCCACGUUCUUCUCGUACGGGUCAAUUGCAAUACGAUCCUGAGAUUGAGAAGACUGCUAAAAAGUUAAAGAAGGAGACUAGAUUGCGUAAAAACAAAGUGGUUUCUUCAACAUUUGUUCAAUCAACUACCACAACUGAAUCAAUUGCAUCUUGUUGUGAUUCCAAAAAAGAGCAAACAAUGGCCGAAGAACGAGCCGUAGCUGAAGAACAAAGAACUUUAAGGGAGCUUUCUGCACCAAAUCUAAAUCAACAACCCCUUUGUAUUCAACAUCCUGCCUUAGAGGUUGGUUUUGAAUUAAGGUCAGGUUUGAUUCAACUACUCCCAACAUUUCGUGGUCUUGAAAAUGAAGAUCCGCAUAAGCACCUAAAGGAGUUCCACGUGGUGUGUUCGAGCUUCAAACCGCAAAGAGUGACAGAAGAUCAAAUCAAAUUACGUGCUUUCCCAUUCUCAUUAGCCGAUAGAGCAAAGGAUUGGUUAUUUUACCUUCCUUCAGGCUCAAUAAACACUUGGGAUGAAAUGGUAAGAUUAUUUCUUGAAAAGUUUUUCCCAGCAUCACGAGCUGCCAGCAUUAGAAGGGAAAUAUGUGGCAUCAAGCAAAGAGACACAGAGACUCUUCACGAGUACUGGGAACGUUUCAAGCAACUGUGUGCAAGUUGCCCUCAACAUGGAGUUUCUGAACAGCUUCUAAUUCAAUACUUUUAUGAGGGAUUGCUUCCCAUGGAAAGAAAGAUGAUGGAUGCAGCUAGUGGAGGUGCUAUAGUGAACAAAACCCCUCGUGAAGCUAGAGAUUUGAUAUCUAUAAUGGCUGCCAAUUCACAACAAUUUGGAUGUAGACAGGACACAGCUUCUAGAAGAGUGAAUGAGUUAGCUCUAGGAGGUAUGCAUCAGGUAAAAGCUUGUGGGAUAUGUGCCGCUACUGGACACCAAACAGACAUGUGUCCGACACUUCAAUAUGAUUAUUGUGAGCAAGCUAAUGCAAUUGGAGGUUUUCCAGGCCAACCACAACGAAAUUAUGAUCCCUAUUCAAAUACAUACAACCCAGGAUGGAGGGAUCAUCCAAAUUUCAGCUACACGCCACGUCCACAGUUUCCACAGUUUCAGCAUAGACAACCUAUUCAACAACAACCUGCAUCUUCACAACAACCAUCUUCUAAUUCAAGUAUGUCAUUGGAGGAUAUUGUUAAGUCACUUGCUAUUAACACACAACAAUUUCAGCAACAAACACAACAAUUUUAG
This is a messenger RNA of Ipomoea triloba (trilobed morning glory), 1239 nucleotides long. RefSeq lists its product as uncharacterized. The record is from RefSeq and is a predicted model, not a curated record. NCBI's taxonomy places the organism in Eukaryota, Viridiplantae, Streptophyta, Magnoliopsida, Solanales, Convolvulaceae. The transcript has 2 exons. The coding region runs from base 1 to 1239 and encodes 412 amino acids.